AAAAAACCUCAAACUGCUCCUGCAUCGACAGCUUGUCACAAUGCAACUUCCUGCAGCGCGUUUGACAUCUCCCGAACAAAACCCGUCAAAAUUACCAUAAAAAACGUGAACUAACUGAUGAAAUGGAGCUGUGCGACGCGGAAUUUCUAGCCGCCAAUGCGGCGGAAGCCUCCUCAACCGAUGCUGAAGAUCAGAAAAAGGAUGGCGAGGCAAUGCCCCGCUCAGGCAACCAGAAAAAGGCCUCCGCUGCCCAGCUGAGGAUAACUAAAGACAUAAACGAACUGAACCUGCCGAAGACCUGCAACACGGAAUUUCCCGACGCUGACGAUCUGCUGAACUUCAAAUUGGUGAUAUGCCCUGAUGAGGGCUUCUACAAAGGCGGCAGAUUUGCAUUCAGCUUUAAAGUGGGCCCCAACUAUCCACACGAGCCGCCCAAAGUAAAGUGCGAAACGCAGGUGUAUCACCCCAAUAUCGACCAACAGGGAAACGUGUGCCUGAACAUACUGCGAGAGGACUGGAAGCCGGUUUUGACGAUAAACAGCAUUGUUUAUGGGCUGCAGUACUUGUUUUUGGAGCCCAACGCCGAGGACCCGCUUAACAAAGAGGCGGCCGAAGUGCUGACGAGCAACCGGAGGCUGUUUGAACAAAACGUCCAGAAGGCGAUCAGGGGCGGAUACGUGGGGGGCGUCUACUUCGAUCGGUGCUUGAAGUGAUCAAUGGCAAUGUAUACUUGCACAUGCAUCUUAUUAAAUUAUAACGAAUU
Dendroctonus ponderosae (mountain pine beetle) is the source of this 763-nucleotide messenger RNA. RefSeq names its product NEDD8-conjugating enzyme Ubc12 (gene UbcE2M). Bases 123 to 713 code for a protein of 196 amino acids. Lineage: Eukaryota; Metazoa; Arthropoda; Insecta; Coleoptera; Curculionidae. The transcript is spliced from 4 exons. The record is from RefSeq and is a predicted model, not a curated record.